AAAGAGGCAGCCGCACGAGCGACAGCAGCAGUCGCAGCAGCAGCCGCAGCCAGACUCGCAGCCUCCGCCUGCUCCUCUCGCUCGUCACCCUCCUCUGCGGUCGCCCUCGCCCUCGCUCCCUGCCUCGGACUCUGCGCCCAGCGCCCGGCGGCGGUGUAGUUUCCCGGGCCGUGGCACGGCAGCCCCCCACCGGCGCCAGGACGAGUCCGGUUCGCGCCCGUCCGCGGAGAUCCUUCUCAUCUCGCUCGGCUGCGGGGCCCCGGUUUGAGGCGACCGACGCCGCCAUGGAGAGAGAAAAGGAACAGUUCCGUAAACUCUUUAUUGGAGGCCUAAGCUUUGAAACAACAGAAGAAAGUUUGAGGAACUACUAUGAACAAUGGGGGAAACUCACAGACUGUGUGGUUAUGAGGGAUCCUGCAAGCAAAAGAUCAAGGGGAUUUGGUUUUGUAACAUUUUCAUCUAUGGCUGAAGUGGACGCAGCCAUGUCUGCAAGACCUCAUUCAAUUGAUGGAAGAGUGGUUGAGCCGAAAAGAGCAGUAGCCAGAGAGGAAUCUGGAAAACCUGGUGCUCAUGUUACUGUGAAGAAACUGUUUGUUGGUGGAAUUAAAGAAGACACUGAGGAACAUCACCUUAGAGAUUACUUUGAGGAAUAUGGGAAAAUUGAUACUAUCGAAAUAAUUACAGAUAGACAGUCUGGUAAAAAAAGGGGCUUUGGUUUUGUUACAUUUGAUGACCAUGAUCCUGUGGAUAAAAUUGUAUUGCAAAAAUACCACACCAUCAAUGGCCAUAAUGCAGAAGUAAGAAAAGCUUUGUCUAGACAAGAGAUGCAGGAGGUUCAGAGUUCUAGGAGUGGAAGAGGAGGAAACUUUGGUUUUGGGGAUUCCCGUGGUGGUGGUGGAAAUUUUGGACCAGGCCCAGGAAGCAAUUUUAGAGGGGGAUCUGAUGGAUAUGGAAGUGGUCGUGGAUUUGGAGAUGGUUACAAUGGAUACGGAGGAGGACCAGGAGGUGGCAAUUUUGGAGGUAGUCCUGGUUAUGGAGGAGGAAGAGGAGGAUAUGGUGGUGGAGGACCUGGCUAUGGCAACCAGGGUGGGGGCUACGGAGGUGGUUAUGACAACUAUGGAGGAGGCAAUUACGGAAGCGGGAACUACAACGACUUUGGAAACUAUAACCAGCAGCCUUCAAACUACGGUCCGAUGAAGAGUGGAAACUUCGGUGGUAGCAGGAACAUGGGGGGACCAUAUGGUGGAGGGAACUAUGGUCCUGGAGGCAGUGGAGGAAGUGGGGGUUAUGGAGGGAGGAGCCGCUAUUGAGCUUUUCUGCCUGUUGGCCAUGGGCUUCACUGUAUAAAUAGGAGAGGAUGAGAGCCCAGAGGUAACAGAACAGCUUCAGGUUAUCGAAAUAACAAUGUUAAGGAAACUCUUAUCUCAGUCAUGCAUAAAUAUGCAGUGAUAUGGCAGAAGACACCAGAGCAGAUGCAGAGAGCCAUUUUGUGAAUGGAUUGGAUUAUUUAAUAACAUUACCUUACUGUGGAGGAAGGAUUGUAAAAAACACAAAAAACACAAAAAAAUGCCUUUGAGACAGUU
Messenger RNA from Vombatus ursinus (common wombat), 1583 nucleotides. It is a transcript of the gene HNRNPA2B1, whose product is annotated as heterogeneous nuclear ribonucleoprotein A2/B1. Bases 285 to 1310 code for a protein of 341 amino acids. Lineage: Eukaryota; Metazoa; Chordata; Mammalia; Diprotodontia; Vombatidae. The transcript has 11 exons. The record is from RefSeq and is a predicted model, not a curated record. Gene Ontology annotation, molecular function: RNA binding.